AGAGAGAGAGAGAGAGAGACAGAGAGAGAGAGAGACAGCGGUUACUCUGUCCUACCUGCCUCAUGGGUUUGGCUGUCCACAACCCCAGACUCCUUCUUUUCUGCUCUCCUCCUACUCCAUUUGCUGAACCAGCUCUCUGGAGCUCAUGAGCAGCCAGCGUUUUCUGCCUGGGGAGACCCUACGCUGAUUCUUUUCUUCCUCCUCCUUGAUCUUGGGUUGUUUGUUUUCACACCGGCAUACUAGGUUUUUUUGUCAAACCUGGGUAACAUUGCCUCUGCUCUGGAAGCCGACAUUUGUACAGAGUUUGACCUGCUUUGUUUCAUUGCCGCUGGUCUGCAUCUACGGCUAACACCCAGCAUUAACCUCAUGCCGAGGUGGGGAUAGAUCAAACGGCGGGUGGCUUCACCUGGGAAUUUGGCUCGGUCCGGACUCUCCUGGAAACUGGGAAGCUCUCUUUCAGCUGACUGCGGGGGAAAACUACGGAUCCAAAACUCCAAGUUUCGAUAGGCUGUACUGAGAAGAGAGUGUCUGAGAAAUCCGAACUUCACUGCAGUUCCCCAGAAUACUCGUGGAAAAUUUUCAGGAAGAACCCUGCAGAUGAUAGGAUGCUGCAGCUAACCAGAGUGGGAUUGACCCCCACCUGAACGCCGUCCCAUCCUCACACCCUCACCUUCCCACAAUGCCCUGCCCUUGCCGUGCAAAGCUGAAGCUCUUGGUUGCAUCUGUGACUUUUGUUUUGCUUUUGACUUGGCUGUACCUUAUUGUUGGGAACUUGGAGAAUGGGCGAUCCCUGCUGCUUUCCCCCUGCCUAGUCGAUCAAUCUGAGCCACGCUAUUUGGAUCGGUAUGUGCUGGAGUCACGGGUGCGAGAGAUGGAGGAGGAAAAUCUGCAGUUGCGGCAGCAGCUCAGCCAAUCGCCAGGAGCGGCGGCGCCAGCCCAGGAGGGGAACUACGGCAACCAGCAGUGGGCGGCAUCAGCGGAUACCGGGCCUGAGGACGGAGAAAACACAGCAGAGGAGGGGUCCAACCAUACCGAGUGCGUUCGGCAGCCAGUGGUGGAGAGAUGUGAGCUCAUUCACGUGGCAUGUGUAUGUGCUGGUCACAAUGCCAGUCGAGAUGUGGUCACUCUGGUCAAGUCCAUUCUGUUCCACAGGAGAAACCCCCUCCACUUCCACUUCAUCACAGAUGCUGUGGCCAAUCAGAUCCUCAGCUCCCUUUUCCAGUCUUGGAUGGUACCAUCAGUGCAGGUCAGCUUCUACGACGCGGACGAGUUGAAGUCAGAGGUAGCCUGGAUCCCCAAUAAGCACUACUCUGGGAUAUAUGGCUUAAUGAAGCUGACUCUGACCAAAGCACUCCCCUCCGACCUCACCAAGGUCAUCGUCCUGGAUACAGACAUCACCUUCGCCACAGAUAUUGCUGAACUGUGGGCAAUUUUCAGGAAGUUCACAGAAAAGCAGGUUAUUGGGCUGGUGGAGAACCAGAGUGACUGGUACUUGGGGAACCUCUGGAAGAACCACAAACCUUGGCCAGCAUUAGGAAGAGGAUUCAACACAGGCGUUAUCCUUCUCCUCCUGGAGAGAUUGCGUAGGAUUGGCUGGGAACAGAUGUGGAGGUUGACUGCGGAGAGGGAGCUCAUGAGUAUGCUCUCCACCUCAUUGGCCGACCAGGAUAUUUUUAAUGCAUUCAUCAAACAGAACCCUGUCCUGGUUCAUCAACUUCCCUGCUUCUGGAAUGUUCAGCUGUCUGACCACACCCGCUCAGAGCAGUGCUACACGGAGGUGUCAGAUCUCAAGGUCAUCCACUGGAAUUCCCCUAAGAAGCUUCGGGUGAAGAACAAGCACGUGGAGUUUUUCCGGAACCUCUACUUGACCUUCCUGGAGUAUGAUGGCAACCUGCUUCGCAGAGAGCUCUUUGGCUGUCCCAGCCAGCCCAGCUCUGAGAGCGUCCGGCUACAGGGUGCCCUUGAAGAGCUGGAUGAGGAUGACCAGUGCUAUGAUUUCCGCCGCGAGCGGAUUACCGUACACCGGAUGCACCUCUAUUUCCUGCAGUAUGAGUACACGCCCACGGAGGAUGACAACGAUGUCACCCUGGUUGCUCAGCUCUCAAUGGACAGACUGCAGAUGUUGGAGGCAAUCUGCAACCACUGGGAAGGCCCCAUCAGCCUAGCUCUCUACAUGUCGGAUGCUGAGGCCCAGCAGUUCUUGCGGUACGCCCAGGCCUCAGAGGUCCUCAAGAACCGCAAGAACGUGGGCUACCACAUUGUCUACAAGGAGGGGCAGUUCUACCCCGUCAACCUGUUGCGAAACGUAGCCCUCCGCAACGCUAAGACACCUUACGUGUUCCUGACUGAUGUAGACUUUCUACCCAUGUACGGCCUCUACGAUUACCUCAGAAAAACCAUGAUCCAGCUGGACAUGGCUCACACUAGGAAGGCUCUGGUGGUGCCGGCCUUUGAGACCCUGCGUUAUCGCCUCUCCUUCCCCAAAUCCAAAGCUGAACUACUCUCCAUGCUGGACAUGGGGACCCUCUACACCUUCAGGUACCAUGUCUGGACCAAAGGACAUGCGCCGACCAACUACGCCAAGUGGAGGACGGCCACCACGCCAUACAAGGUGGAGUGGGAGUCUGACUUUGAGCCCUAUGUGGUGGUGAGAAGGGACUGUCCUGAAUAUGACCAGAGGUUUGUGGGUUUUGGCUGGAACAAAGUGUCCCACAUCAUGGAGCUCGAUGCACAGGAGUAUGACCUGAUGGUCCUGCCCAAUGCCUUUAUGGUGCACAUGCCCCACGCACCCAGCUUCGACAUCUCCAAGUUCCGAUCCAGCUCCAGUUACAGAUACUGUCUGACCACGCUGAAAGAGGAGUUCCACCAGGACCUGUCUCGAAAGUACGGCGCCGCGGCCCUCAAAUACCUCACUGCGGAGAGGAACAUGUGAACCAGGGCGUGGCCAGUUUCCGUGCCAUCUCGCGGGGAGAAAACAGUGUUUCUGAGCUGCUGUUCGAUGGCAGGUUUGAGGAUGGAGCUUUACUGCCCUGAAGAACUAUUGGAUGUGUACUCACUGAAUUCUCCCCCUUUCUCUUUGCUGUUUCCCAUAUCACAAGCCACUCGCUGGAAUAAACCAACAUCAAGUAAUGUGAGGAAGAUUGCUGAGAUUUGUGACCAAACUGUCCACAUAUUAGAUUUUAUUUAACAACAAAAAUUGUUGGAUUUAUUUUAUUUUUUUGCUGUUGCAAUUUUGCUUUAAUGACUGAGGAUUGAUCUCUUUUUUGACAAUCGUGAGCUUUUUUCCAUCAUAAAAAAGUGAAUUCACCCAUUUUGAUGACUACUACAACAGUCGCUGGCUUGAAAUAUGCAGGUAAACAGCCCUUUCUCACACCCCUGUGUGAAAAUUCUGGAGGACAGUUGAAUGCGUUAAACUAAUUCGCAGACUUUUCAGUGGAACAGUCAGUGGAACUGGAUAAAAUGUAGGCUGAUUUUCUUGAUAUUUAAAAUAUUUAAAACAUUUUCUUUUAUGAUGUAAAUGAUUAAUGAAAAGAAAAAAACAUUUUUGAUUAUGCUGUUGCAUACAAAUUGCAUUAUUUUUUAUUUUUAUUAUAUUUUUGCCCCUCAGAGGAAUUAAAUUUUAUUGGUCAUAUUUAAUAGAGUGAGUGUUUGUGAGGAAUGAUGAAUGCUUUUUGGCACAUUCUACCUUUCGGUCUGAAUUAGCAUGUGGAGCAACUUGGACCCAUCAUUCCACUGGUGCAGUCACCAAGGGCAAUUUCAUCUCUGUUUUACUGAAAAAUCAGACUCCCUGAUUUUCAUGAAAUAUAUUCUGUUUGUCUCUCUUCUUCAGUAUACAUGCAUUAUGGCCUAAAAAGAUACUCUGUGCCAAGUUACAAUAUGAUGUUCUGUAUGUGCCAUCAGUGUGAUCUCCACUUGCCCCUUAUCAUUCUCAGUGUUGGCCACAGCACUGCCUUGGAACAACUUAGCCACCUACCAUCUAGAGGAGAUUAAACAGAGGUGCAGGAAGGAAAUAAAAGAGAGUAUCCAUAGUAACUUUACUUUUAUGAGGUCAGAUUAAUGGAAUGAAAAACAUUACCCUUCUGCCCUGUUUAAUCGUAAUGACCUCGGUAAAAUUAUGACAUACCAUUCACUUUAGCACCUCCUUAGUCUUCUUCCCCACCGAAACCCUCUCCUCCCACCCUGCCUGUGCGGUAAAUGCUAGUGCCUUUGCUGUAUUGUGAAACUGGGUAAUGAUUGUACCACUAUACAUUACUGACAGAGCCUGUGAUAUGACAGACUCUCUAUUUAUUAUUGUCAACUUAAAUCAAUCAUAUUUUUAUAUAUUGGGGAAAAAAUGCUUUAAAUAAAUAUGCCCAUUUUGUAAAAA
Anguilla anguilla (European eel) is the source of this 4366-nucleotide messenger RNA. It is a transcript of the gene large2, whose product is annotated as LARGE xylosyl- and glucuronyltransferase 2. The record is from RefSeq and is a predicted model, not a curated record. Gene Ontology annotation, molecular function: xylosyltransferase activity; glucuronosyltransferase activity. The transcript is spliced from 16 exons. NCBI's taxonomy places the organism in Eukaryota, Metazoa, Chordata, Actinopteri, Anguilliformes, Anguillidae. Bases 680 to 2932 code for a protein of 750 amino acids. Gene Ontology annotation, biological process: protein O-linked glycosylation via mannose.